Vitis riparia (riverbank grape) is the source of this 1116-nucleotide messenger RNA. RefSeq names its product CBS domain-containing protein CBSX1, chloroplastic. Lineage: Eukaryota; Viridiplantae; Streptophyta; Magnoliopsida; Vitales; Vitaceae. Bases 111 to 851 code for a protein of 246 amino acids. The transcript is spliced from 8 exons. The record is from RefSeq and is a predicted model, not a curated record.
GUGGGAGCUAACCCUCAUAUUCGUUUCGGCUUCUGCGUUCUCCGCUGAAGCCACGCUUCGCGCUGAAUAACAGUCUUCUCCUAUCGUCAACCGCGCCAAGAAACCCUAAAAUGGACGCGAUUCUUCUGCCGGAAACUCUCGCCGUCGUUGGCAUCCGUCCCUCUUUCGCCUCCGCAUUCGGCUCCGGCUCCGCCUCAUUUCCUCAUCAGAUGCCGUGCACACUCCUGUUUCAGCCUGGGCGGAAACCUCCAGUGGGUUCCACCGUCGGUUCUCGGUCCGAGCGUAUUUCAGGGCUUCGCAGGUCCCCCGCGCUGGCCGCCGCCGGCACCUUGAUGGCCAAUUCAGUACCGUCAAAAAAUGGAGUGUACACAGUUGGUGAUUUUAUGACUAGGAAAGAAGAUUUACAUGUGGUGAAGGCUACGACUACUGUAGAGGAAGCAUUGGAGAUUCUUGUGGAGAACAGAAUCACUGGUUUUCCUGUAAUUGAUGAUGAUUGGAAAUUGGUUGGUCUCGUUUCAGAUUAUGACUUGUUAGCACUGGACUCCAUAUCAGGCGGUGGACUAACUGAUACUAUCAUGUUUCCUGAAGUUGACAGCACUUGGAAAACAUUCAAUGAGCUGCAGAAGUUGCUAAGUAAGACCAACGGAAAAGUGGUUGGUGAUUUGAUGACGCCAGCCCCAGUUGUUGUCCGUGAAACCACCAAUCUGGAGGAUGCUGCUAGAUUAUUGCUCGAGACAAAGUAUCGCCGACUUCCAGUUGUGGACAGUGAUGGGAAGCUGGUUGGGAUUAUCACUAGGGGAAAUGUUGUGAGAGCCGCACUUCAAAUAAAGCGAGCUGUUGAAGGAUUCUGAGGCAAACAAACUUUUGCAAGUGGGCUUUGCAUUUGUCGCAACUGGCUGUUUAUCCUUAUGCCACCGAAGAGUCCAAGAAUCUCCACUGAUUGAUAUGUACAAUUUUGGCUUACGUUUGUAUAAUUCUUGCAAGUUCUUCCUCAGCUUCAAAGAGAGAUAUAUUUGCAGUCCUUCAACCCUAUAGUCUACCGUUAAUGGCUCAACAACCCGGAAUAAAAUUAUUAGCGUCUCAUAUUUAAUAAUCAGUAACCUGAAGUUAAAAUCA